Ogataea haglerorum is the source of this 645-nucleotide messenger RNA. RefSeq lists its product as uncharacterized. Bases 1 to 645 code for a protein of 214 amino acids. The transcript has a single exon. The record is from RefSeq and is a predicted model, not a curated record. Lineage: Eukaryota; Fungi; Ascomycota; Pichiomycetes; Pichiales; Pichiaceae.
AUGCUGUUGAACACCCCUGCUUUGUACUUGUUGCUUGUGGCAACGAUGGGACUCCCGGUAUUCCUCAAGCGCGAGCCGGGGACUCUGGAAGCUACCAUUACCACCACUAUUGACGGAAAGGCUGUCACCAUGCUGGAAAAGGUGUACACCAGCACGGACCAGCCUGCGCAGACCAGCGUGGUGAUGACGACGCUGAAAACCUCGUACGAGGUCCCAAUUUCAGCCGUCGAGACCGGUGAUACCAGCACCGUUAGCUCCACCUCUUCCGCCGCCCCUGCUUCCAGCACUGCUUCCAGUGCGGACUCUGACGACGACGGUUCUGCAACCACAGCCGAUCUUGUUCUGUCUGCCAACGUGGAGCAAACCGGCGGCUCGGGAGCGUCCAGCUCCACGACCCCGUCGAGUUCCAGCCCGACCAGCGUUGCCAGCUCAACGGUUUCCGUCUCGUCCAGCACCGGCACCCCGUCGGUUACGUCGAUGCCGUCCGCCUCGUUCACCUCCUUUACGCCGUACGCCACGGAGACGGCUGACGGUACUUGCUACGUGUACUACGAGAACGAAGACGCGUACGACAGUUUCUCUCCGACAACUACGCAGACGGUGACUGUCACCGUUGCUACCGUGACAUUAAGUACCACAGUGUAA